UGAAACAUUCCAAAUUCCACUCAUUCAUUUCACCCUAUAUAUUGGAUUCUCUCUAUAUCAUUAUCCCCAUGAUUACCACCAUUGAUUACCACACAUAAACACAAGGCCCCGCUCUGAGUGCUUCUCUUAUAAGCACAGGACAAAAGCACUUUGGUUUUUGAAGUUGAAGGCUUGAAGAGAAGGGCAAUGAAAUUCGGGAAGGAGUUCACGAGCCACUUGGAGGAGACGAUCCCGGAGUGGAGGGACAAGUUCCUCUGCUACAAGCUUCUCAAGAAGCUCCUCAAGCGCUUGCCCGCCGCAGCCGUCGAUGCCCUGCCUCACCCCUUCAAUUUUCAUCGACGGCUCUCAGAUGCCGACAACGGUGCCACCAGCCGGCCCUUGGCGGACCUCCAGGAUUGGUUCGUCGGGAUUCUCAAUGACGAGCUCGAGAAGCUCAACGAUUUCUACGUUGAUAAAGAGGAGGACUUCAUUAUUCGCUUCCAGGAGUUAAAAGGAAGAAUUGAGGAAGUUAAAGAAAAGAGCAGCAGAGGUGGAGUUUUUACGUCAGAGUGUGAGUUUAGUGACGAAGUGAUGGACAUUCGUAAGGACUUUGUCACCAUUCAUGGGGAGAUGGUGCUUCUAAAAAAUUAUAGCUCGCUAAACUUUGCAGGGCUAGUCAAAAUUCUAAAGAAGUAUGAUAAACGAACUGGAGGAUUGUUGCGUCUACCUUUCACACAACUUGCCCUUCGUGCACCUUUCUUUACAAUACAACCUCUCACGAUGCUAGUGCGUGAAUGCGAGGCAAAUCUUGAGCUUCUCUUCCCAUUGGAAGCAGAAGUCAUUGAAUCUACCCCAACCACGCAAGACAAGUCCAACCCCCAAUUGAACAGUUCGGCUAAUGUGGCAUCUGACACACCUUCAAACCAGGAGGCAAAUAUGGAUAUAUACCGUGGAACAAUUGCUGCAAUGAGGGCCAUACAAGGCCUUCAAAAAGCAAGCUCGACUUGGAAUCCGUGGUCAUUUUCAAAUCACUUUAGAAAUCAGGAUGAUGAGAGUACUGGUGCUGUCACAGCCGAGAACUCUGAUUCAAACUCUGCAGCAACCUUGCACAGCAAAGAGGAGGAUGAUCAAGAGGAUAACCAGUCUCUGUAAUAGUGUUCAUCUUAUUUGUUGAUGUUGUACAUUCUAUUCACUUUCUCUCGAGUCUUAACACACUGGAUUUGUUUUGGCGGGCUCUGAAUUGUAUAUUCAACAGAUCUAAUAAGGUGCGAGCCAUAGAAGAAACUUAUCAUAGGCAUUUAUUAGAAAGUCUCCUGUUAGAAGAUUUCAUUAUUGCAUUUGAUGUUGUAAUAAUCUAAAUCUUGCUUUUCAUAGUUUAUAGAAAAGAACGUCAUUCUAUUCUUUUUA
Messenger RNA from Rosa chinensis, 1386 nucleotides. RefSeq names its product SPX domain-containing protein 4. The transcript is spliced from 3 exons. Bases 187 to 1131 code for a protein of 314 amino acids. Lineage: Eukaryota; Viridiplantae; Streptophyta; Magnoliopsida; Rosales; Rosaceae. The record is from RefSeq and is a predicted model, not a curated record. Gene Ontology annotation, biological process: cellular response to phosphate starvation.